Capronia epimyces CBS 606.96 is the source of this 2232-nucleotide messenger RNA. RefSeq lists its product as uncharacterized. The coding region runs from base 1 to 2232 and encodes 743 amino acids. Gene Ontology annotation, molecular function: ATP hydrolysis activity; ATP binding. The record is from RefSeq and is a predicted model, not a curated record. The transcript is spliced from 3 exons. Lineage: Eukaryota; Fungi; Ascomycota; Eurotiomycetes; Chaetothyriales; Herpotrichiellaceae.
AUGCCGAAACCAUCCAGGCCGUCCAAAACAGCCGCAGUUACGGGAGAUAGCGCCAUCGUUGUGACAAGCCAGCAAAGUCGCUUCCACGUCGAUGCUGUCGAUGCCCCAAGCUCGAAAGACAUCGACGUCAAGGACUUGUCCCUCUCGGUUGGUGGUCGUGAGCUCUUAGAUCACGCACAUCUUCGAAUUCUCGAAGGAGUACAUUAUGUACUCGCGGGGCGGAACGGCACGGGCAAGAGCUCUCUGCUCCGGGCACUGGCAGAGAAACGAGUUCCCGGCGUCCCCAGCAAUAUCCGGCUUUUACUCCUCGGACAGACGCGUGUCAGCUCAGAUGCACUAUCAGAUCCGGUUGAAGUGGAAGGCCUGUCUCAAACAGCCACAGUUCUUGAACACGUAACCAGAAGCGAUCAAAUCCGGGAACGUGCUUUAAAGGCCUCCAAAAGCAUGUUGAACCAUUCUCAGCCCCUUCUCUGGGAUCUUUCCGUCGCGCUAGAAGAGAAGACGGAUUCCAAAAAGAUCGUCCAGACCGUUCGAUCACUCCAGGUCGAAGCAGCCCAGCAAGAACUGGCUGAAGCACAACUUGUAGCAGCGAGAAGAAGUGGUGCCAGAGGGCUCAAGGCACGCCAGUUACUUAUCGAGAAGGAGAAGGCUGUGGAGGAAGCUCGAAGACGCUCCCAUCGUCCGCAAUCCGCCGAAGACGAGCAAGAAGCCAUCAGGACGGGUCUCGAUAUGCUCGAAGCUACGCGCCUGGCCCUUGAAGCCAUGGAUGCUGGCAGCACCGAAGCUCGCGCUCACACUGUCUUAUUGGGAUUGGGGUUCUCCGAGGAACAAAUCAAACAGCAAGUCCAAACACUGUCGGGCGGAUGGCGAACCCGGUGCGAUCUUGCCUGCGCCUUGAUUCAGCGGAUGGAUGUUCUGAUGCUCGAUGAGCCUACCAACUUUCUCGACCUACCAGCAAUCAUCUGGCUUGAACGAUACAUCACGACGUCCUUGGCCCGAACAACGGUUGUUGUAGUCACUCAUGACAGAGACUUUGCCGACGCUGUGGCUGAGGAGCUGAUCCUGGUCCGCCUGGUGCCGGCAAAGACUCUGGAGGUGUUCAAGGGCAACUUGACCGAGUAUGAAGGGGAGAAACGAAAGCAUAUUCGAAGAAUGACCAAGAUGUCGGACGCCCUAGAGAAAAUAACCAAGCACAUGGAAGACACCAUCAACAAGAACGUCAAGGCGGCCAAGCGCACGGGUGACGACAAGAAGUUGAAGCAGGCUGCCUCGCGCCGAAAGAAACUGGAGGAGAGGUCUGGUCUGGAAGUAGGUCAACAUGGUGGCAGGUUCAAGCUGAACCGUGACCUGGCAGGCUAUCAUCUGUCGAACCGGGCCGAGAUUGAGAUCCCCGAGUUCGACCCUCCAGUGACGAUCACGCUACCUGAUCAGCCACCACCGCUCCGGCAUGCUGGCCCUCUGUUCAGCUUUGAAAAGGUCUCUUUUGCCUACCCCAAAGCGGGCGUCUGGACAUUGAAAGAUGUCGACCUCGUGAUGCAUCCCGGUGAACGUGUUGGCUUGGUCGGCUUGAAUGGUAGUGGAAAGUCGACUCUGGUCAAGCUCUUGAUGGCAGCUGCAUCAAACGGAGAACCGAGACCAACCAAGGGAGCCAUCACUGGCCACUCGAAAGCACGGCUUGCUUGUUAUUCCCAGCACGCCGUCGAAACCUUGGAAGCGGUUGGCCGACAAGACGCCCAGAAGACGGCCUUGUCUUACAUGAUGCAGGUUGACGGAUGGACCGGGGACGAGCAAGCCGCACGAGGGUUGCUGGCCAAGCUUGGCCUUCGUGGGAACACGGUGACAGAUGUUCCACUGGCCAUGCUGUCCGGCGGGCAACGGGUCCGGCUGGCGUUGGCCGAGGCCGUUUUCUCUUCACCACAGCUGCUGGUGUUGGAUGAGGUGACGACUCAUCUGGAUGCAGACACCAUUGACGGGCUGAUUGAAGCUCUCAAGUCUUGGGAAGGCGCGUUGCUCGUCAUCACGCAUGACCGACACUUCAUGCGCUGUGUGGUCGACGGAGAAAAGAUGGACAGGGACGAAGAGACAGAAGAUGGCGGGGAUGGCGAAGAGUCGGGUGCAGGCCCACCAGGAACCGUCUACCACGUGCGCAAGGCUGGCCUCCGCAGGCUUGAACGGGGGAUGGAACAGUACGAAGAGAUUGUGUCCAGAUCGGUGGGCAAGCUCAGAAUCUGA